CUACAAAACACACCACACAAAAAAAAAAAAAAAAGUGCAAGUGAAAUGGAGAAAAAGACUGCCUUAGAUGAUGAAAUUGAAGAAGGUGAAAUAGUUGAAGAAUCAAAUGAUAAUUCAACAUCAUAUUUAAGCAAAGAAAUAACAACACCACCAAAGAAGCAUCCACUAGAACAUUCAUGGACAUUUUGGUUUGAUAAUCCAAUGGCUAAAUCAAGACAAGCUGCUUGGGGUAUUUCACUUCGUAAGGUUUACACUUUUUCUACUGUUGAAGACUUUUGGGGUGCCUACAAUAAUAUCAACCACCCAAGCAAGUUAGUUGUGGGAGCAGACUUAAUUUGUUUUAAGCAUAAAAUUGAGCCAAAGUGGGAAGAUCCUGUAUGUGCCAAUGGAGGGACGUGGAAAAUGAGUUUUACUAAGGGUAAAUCUGAUACCAGCUGGCUAUACACGCUGCUGGCGAUGAUUGGACAUCAAUUCGAUCAUGGAGAUGAAAUCUGUGGAGCUGUAGUUAGCGUCCGUGGUAAGGGAGAAAAAAUAUCUUUGUGGACCAAGAAUGCUGCAAAUGAAACAGCUCAGGUUAGCAUUGGUAAGCAAUGGAAGCAGUUUCUAGAUUACAGCGAUUCGAUUGGCUUCAUAUUUCAUGAUGAUGCAACGAAGCUCGACAAACAGGCCAAGAAUCGUUACACAGUAUAGUUCUUGAUGCAAUGUGGGAAUGUGAGAAACAUUUGCACUGGAAAGUUUAGGUUGAAGUACGAGCGUGUGAUUGUGUAGUUAUGUACUGGAAAGUCAGGUUGAAGUACGAGGUUGAACUAGAUUUUCUUCACAAAUUAUAUAAUGGUUGAAUUGUUUGAUGUGUUGGGAUGUGAUUGUGUAGUUAUGUCUAAAGAAAAAUUGCAAAUACCAAA
Molecule: messenger RNA, 902 nt
Organism: Lycium barbarum (goji berry)
Lineage: Eukaryota; Viridiplantae; Streptophyta; Magnoliopsida; Solanales; Solanaceae
Product: eukaryotic translation initiation factor 4E-1
Exons: 5
Coding region: 46-690 (214 amino acids)
Biological process (GO): translational initiation
Cellular component (GO): eukaryotic translation initiation factor 4F complex
Molecular function (GO): RNA 7-methylguanosine cap binding; translation initiation factor activity
Source: RefSeq, a predicted model, not a curated record